Euleptes europaea (tarantolino) is the source of this 2169-nucleotide messenger RNA. RefSeq names its product calcium responsive transcription factor (gene CARF). The coding region runs from base 1 to 2169 and encodes 722 amino acids. Gene Ontology annotation, molecular function: RNA polymerase II cis-regulatory region sequence-specific DNA binding; DNA-binding transcription factor activity, RNA polymerase II-specific. The transcript is spliced from 14 exons. Gene Ontology annotation, cellular component: nucleus. Gene Ontology annotation, biological process: regulation of transcription by RNA polymerase II. The record is from RefSeq and is a predicted model, not a curated record. Lineage: Eukaryota; Metazoa; Chordata; Lepidosauria; Squamata; Sphaerodactylidae.
AUGGAAGAAAAUGGAGUUGACCAUGAUGAUAAUAUGGAAAGAGCCAGUGACUACCUGGUAGUCAACUCUAAUAAUACAGAAGAAUUGGAAAGUGGCGGCCAGGUAUUCCAGCAUCUAACGUGUAUGGAAAGCAAGAACACAUCAUUUGGACCAAAUGCGUCUCAUGGAGUCCUGCGAGCCAUAGACAAUGCUUCUCCACCACCGAAUGCACAAAUACGGCCAUGCCAGCCGCCCCCUUUUCCUGGGGAAGAUUUUCAACUUGUAGACCAAAACUGCCAUUCCCUUUAUGAAGUACAAUCCUUAGAGGGGUCCAGUACUCAUAUGAUGAUUGUUGCCAGCCGUUCUGAGAAUGGGCAAGUGCUCCAUGUUGUUCCUUCUACUCAGCCAGGAAUUGCACAAGUGAUUAUUCCCCAAGGUCAGCUUUUGGAUCUCAGUAGCUCUGAAGAUGUUUCACAGGAGAGAAACUGUGAUGGGAAUUUGCAAACUGUGGCAGUGGCUGCUAUAGCAGACAAUACAAGCAGUUAUGUCUUUCAUCCUGAAGCAUCUCUCACAGUAUCGAAAAAGGCAACCACCAGGGUAUCGGAAGACCCUUUCUCUGUUUCCCCUCAGCCAUUGCCCCCAAAUACACCUGUGUGGGCUCGCCGUCUCAGGAGCUGUGAGAAAAUUGGGGACUCAUAUCGUGGCUAUUGUUCAAGUGAGACGGAAUUGGACAGUGUUCUAAUCCUGCACAAACAGCAAACACAGAGCUUGUGGGGAACACGGCAGUCUCCAAGCCCAGCAAAGCCUGCCACAAGAUUGAUGUGGAAAUCACAGUAUGUCCCAUAUGAUGGGAUUCCGUUUGUCAAUGCUGGGAGCAGAGCCAUAGUGAUGGAGUGUCAAUAUGGACCUCGGAGAAAGGGCUUUCAGCCCAGAAAAAGUAGUGAGCCGGAGAACAUUUCCUGCCAGCUUUACAAAGCCACCUGUCCUGCAAGGAUCUACAUUAAGAAGGUGCGGAAGUUUCCUGAAUACAGGGUUCCCACGGAUCCCCAAAUCGAUAAGAAAAUCAUACGAAUGGAGCAGGAAAAAGCUUUCAACAUGCUGAAGAAAAACCUGAUUGAGGUUGGGGGGGUGCUCAGGUGGUAUGUGCAGUUACCCAGCCAGCAGGCUCACCAGUAUCAUGACAUGGAGGAGCUGUGCCUCCCGCUGUCGCCUUUCUCCGUGCCAUCUCCCGAGGAAGACGAUGACACAGCCAGAGAUGAGAACUGCGUAUUACCAUCACGACUUCACCCACAAGUCGCAGAUAAGAUCCGGGAACUCGUGUCUCAAGGGAUACAGCAAGUCUAUGCAGUGAGGAAGCAGUUACGAAAGUUUGUGGAACAGGAAUUGUUUAAACCUGAUGAAGUGCCCGAACGGCAUAAUUUGUCAUUCUUCCCCACCGUAAAUGAUAUCAAGAACCACAUUCACGAAGUGCAAAAGACCCUAAAGAAUGGGAAGGUGGCCUACGACUCGGAAACCGUUCCAGCCAUGCUGCAAUGGACCACAGACGGCGGGAACAUUCUCACUGAAACAGUGACAGUGACAUUUGCGUCACCACCGGCUGAGGGAAGUUCACUAGAGAAAACCAUUAUCAAGGUGGAAUCUAAUCAGACAAGGGAGCUCUUAGGUCCAGAGAUGACUCAACUCCUUUCUUCACUCCAACCCAGAGUGUUUGCCCAGCUCAAGGGGUUGCAGUUGCAGCCAGCGCUUACUUCCGCUGAAGGAACGGCAACCCUCUUAACGGUGGAUAGCUGCCCUCCGCCCGGCUCUUCAAACAUUCUGGACCCCACUGGGAGGCUAAUAACCAGCAAGUCUAUAAUUGGUCAUGGUCAUACUGUUCAAGACAGUUCCGGUCAAAGACCGAACAAUAUUACUGUACCGCUGCUUGGAGAGCAACCUGUACCAGAUCGAAGGGGCUGUCUUGUAACUGCCGGAAGUACAGAAGAUGCUAAGGCCACAGAGCAAGAAGUCCGUCAGAUCCUUUUAGGAGAUGCCUGCACCAUUCCUACACAUACUGUAGACCGCCAUCCAGAUCUUAGUAAAAACCCGGAGAGUACUGUCAGCAUGAGCCACGUUGGUCACGAAACCAAAGAACGAGCAGUAUCUUCAGAGGUCGAAGAAUUCAGAGACUUCCGAGCUUCAUCCGUCACUUGA